Chara braunii is the source of this 1275-nucleotide messenger RNA. The record is from the annotation of a GenBank genome assembly. Lineage: Eukaryota; Viridiplantae; Streptophyta; Charophyceae; Charales; Characeae.
GCUCGGACUCCAUAGCUGGGCCAGGCCCACGGGACAUCGCCAAGACAAUGGCAACAGGGAGUGGGCUCUCCAGGGCGGCAGAGGCAGUAGCGUGGAACGACAUUUUGGUCCAAUGUUAUGACAAAUACGGCAACCCCACAGUGGCGGCCCCUGGAGAUACGGUCACGAUGGAGAUAUCUGCCCCUUUCCAAGUGGAUAAGGAGGAAUUCUUACCCGUCGGGAACGGCCAGUUCACAGGCAGAUAUCAGCCAUAUGACGAAGGACAGUUUUCUGUCAGCAUUUCGAUUGCCGGAACUCAGCUUGCAGGAAGCCCGUUCAAAGCUGAGGCCAAAACAGAAAAUGUGCUGCCAAACAGAUGUGUCGCAACUUUGGUUCCAGCUGAUAUGCUCGUAGCCGGCGAAAUUGGACGCGUGAAAAUAGCAUACAAUUCGAGCAAACUGCGCUUGCCACAAGGGAGUGACUUUGGAGUCAGCCUGGUUCGAACCACAAGUUCCGCCACCAUUGCAUCGGCCGCCUUUUUGGUUUGGAAUGUGGCAGCAACCGACAGCUCUGGCGUUGUGACGGGAGUGUACGCCCCUGAAGAAAGCACACGUGGCGUGGUUGUGUUCAAGUACUCCAUCACCGAAGCCACGACGACAUACAUUGCAUCUGCUCGCCUGCAUGGCACGGAUGUCACCGGAAGUAAGGCCACAAUAACUGUCGUUCCAGGUCCUGGAGACGAGAGGAGACUACGGAGAGAGGCUAGGGAGAGGGCAGCAGUGAGGAGAGGGAGGGACGCUGUGGUCAGUGCCAGGUCUAGAACUAUAGUUAGUGCAGGUGCAACCAUGGCCACCUCCUCCAUGUCGCAGGCCUCUUCACAGGCCACUUUGUCAGGAUUCAGUCAGAGUGGUUCUCAGGCUUCCGUUAGCCAGAGUGUUGGUUUGCAAGUCAGCCAACAUGCUCAACUCACGCCGGAGGAUUAUGAGAUCCUCCAAGCAGAAGAACUUCAGGAUGAGCUACAGCGGCAGUUGGAUGAGGCAACAGAGAGAAGAAGACGAGCUAUAAUGAGAAAAGUUAGACUAGGAAGUAGGUUACAGGAGUUACGCAAACUAGAAGCAUUAGAUGAGUCGACACUAGACCCUGCUAUGCGAGCACUGCGGAAUUCGCUCCUGUGCGUGGCGGAGACACAGGUUGUGCGGCAGGAGGUGCUGGCUGAACUAGUCGCAGGCGAGAAACAAAUCUUGGCUGCACUGUAGGCUCCUCGUCCAUUGAUGAGACAGCCGCAAUAUGUUGUAG